This is a messenger RNA of Trichomycterus rosablanca, 1314 nucleotides long. RefSeq lists its product as uncharacterized. The record is from RefSeq and is a predicted model, not a curated record. The transcript has 2 exons. Lineage: Eukaryota; Metazoa; Chordata; Actinopteri; Siluriformes; Trichomycteridae. The coding region runs from base 11 to 727 and encodes 238 amino acids.
GAACAAGGGCAUGUAUAAUGAAACUAAGGAAAAAUUCCCUGGACCAUUCACAGACUAUGAAACACAUGUGGCUGGACGGACACCUUUCUCCUACUUCCUGGAACUGGUCUGGAGAGUCUACGGCAGAGACAAUGACAGCGAUGUAAGAAAACAACUGUCAGAGACACGUAGUGAUUGUAGAAAUUCUAAUGGCAGAUAUGCAUUGAUACCUGCAGUCAUUGUAGUCAUACAUGUCAGUGACAAACGUAACAAAAGAAAAUACUAUGGUGCAUCUGUGAGCUGCAUAGAUAGAUGCAAAGAGCUCCUGACGCUUCUGUCCUGUAGGCAUGACUGGCAUCCUGAUGUUCAAUCUGCUGUAAUGUCUGUGUUUCCUGACAGAGAAGAUAAUGCAAGGCAGAUACAACUAAGACCAGAUGAAGUAAGUUGUAAGGCUUAUGACAUGCAAAAUAUCAGGGUGGAGAUACCACCUUGUAAACGCUGCAAUCAGCUUUACUGUCUGCCUAAUCACACAUACCAUCUAAAUCCUCCUGGUAACUGUGCUGAGACAGAAGCAAUAAGCAACCUCCUCAAAUCAGAAGUGAAUGUGGUGCUUGAAAAGACCACCAUUCCAGAACAUCAGGAUGCAAUUAAGGAAGAAAUGAGGAGUUACUUUAAAACAAACAUUAAACCAAAACUGAAAGAAGCAAAUAAAUACAACAUUGAUCAUGUUUAUAUUCCGGAAAACUAAAUUGAAAUUUAAGAGUUAAAAUGACUAAAUAUCUCAAUAAAGAAAGUUUUGUGAUUAUCUCACUGUUUGGCUGAUUAACUCACUUUAACUGUAACUUAUUUUUUGAUCGGCAUUUGCAUUGUGCUUCCGGUAUGUACAAGGGAUCUUCAAAAAGUCUCCUCACUUUUAUAUUUAGGUUAUAAGCGGUAAGGAUGGGAGGAGUCAUAAUCGGUCGUGUCUGAGAGACUGAUAGACGCUUAUUAGCUCCAUGAAGAAGAUUUUCAUGUGAUGAUGUGAAAGCAGCAGCGCAUCAGUGGCUAUGAGCUCAACUAAAAACAUUUUUUGCUGGCAGCAUUAAAAUGAUACGAUGUUGGAAGAGUGCAUCACAAAGGAAGGUGACUGUAGAAAAGUGAAUUUAAAAAGUGUGGAAACCUUUUGAAGAUCCCUCGUAUUAGUUCAAGGCCAGCUAACAACAUUUAAAAAUACAUCAUAUUUCAGAAUUGUGCAGUAAUUCUAAUAUGUAAAUACUUUGUACUUUAUUUUGUAGAUAUUUGUAAAUAAAGUCAUUUUAUUUUAGAAUCAGAAUGUAGCAAUAAGUAACCAUUGUA